AAAUUCCUCAGCCCAGGGCAUCUCCCUCCAGCCUUGGGGGUGCCCCAUGGACCUGCCCUGUGUGUGUUCCCUCUGCUGAAGUCCCACCACUGUCUGCUCUGAGUAUCUUCUGCCCUCCGAUGCACAGAGACUGUAAACACCACUUUCCAGGUUGCUGCACUGGGGAGAGUUGUUCUCCCAAGACUUGUUCCUUGAACGCUCCAAGGGAGCAGAAACACUUGGCUUUGGUCUUGCCAGAGCCACGACGCCUGCUCCUGCCCGUGUUUGCCAGCAGCAAAACCUUCCUGAGGGCCCCCCCGAAGCUGUCGCUAUGUCAACGCUGGCUUCUCUGCAGAUGCUGAUCGACUCCCUGAACUCCACUGCCCCCAGCAACAGGACCAACAAGACGGCCAACAGGAGCAGCGCCUGGUGCCAGGGUGUCUUCAUCCCCAACGAGCUCUUCCUGACGCUGGGCCUCGUCAGCCUGGUGGAGAACGUGCUGGUGGUCGUGGCCAUCAUUAAGAACAGGAACCUGCACUCACCCAUGCACUACUUCAUCUGCUGCCUGGCCGUGUCCGACAUCCUGGUGAGCGUCAGCAACCUGGUGGAGACCUUGUUCAUGCUGCUGAUGGAACACGGAAUGCUGCUCCUCCAGACCAGCAUCAUCCGCCAGGUGGACAACGUCAUCGACAUGAUGAUCUGCAGCUCCGUGGUGUCGUCCCUCUCCUUCUUGGGGGCCAUCGCCGUGGACCGGUACAUCACCAUCUUCUACGCCCUCCGCUACCACAGCAUCAUGACCAUGCAGCGGGCAGUGGUUAUCAUUGUGGGCAUCUGGGUUGCCAGCACCAUCUCCAGCAGCCUCUUCAUCGCCUACUACAAGAACAGCGCCGUCAUCCUCUGCCUCAUCGGCUUCUUCCUCUCCAUGCUCAUCCUCGUGGUGGGGCUCUACAUCCACAUGUUCUCCUUGGCUCACCACCAUGCCAGGAACAUCUCCAGCCUGCAGAAGAAACGCACCAUCCACCAGAUGACCAGCAUGAAGGGGGCGGUCACCCUCACCAUCCUGCUGGGGGUCUUCUUCAUGUGCUGGAGCCCCUUCUUCCUGCACCUGACGCUGAUCGUCACGUGCCCCAAGAACCCCUUCUGCACCUGCUUCUUCAACUACUUCAACCUCUUCCUCAUCCUCAUCAUCUGUAACUCUGUGAUAGACCCGCUCAUUUAUGCUUUCCGGAGCCAGGAGCUCAGGAAAACCCUGAAGGAAGUGGUGCUGUGUUCCUGGUAACUCAGGCACGGCCGCGGGGCUGAGGAGGCCUGUUGGAGCCGGGGUUCCUGCUCUCAGAGGUCAUCAGCCUUUCUAGCCUAUAGUCGUUGUUGUUUUCCUCUGGACUUUCUCCAAUUUGUCCACAACUUUCCAGCAAUGUGGCACCCAGAGCUGGACACAAUGCUCCAGCUGCAGGCUAAUCAGCAUGGAGUAGAGCGGAAGAAUUACAUCUGGUGUCUUGCUUACAACGCUCCUGCUAAUACAGCCCAGAAUGAUGUUCACUUGUUUUGCAACAGGAUCAUAUUGCUGACUCA
Molecule: messenger RNA, 1551 nt
Organism: Caretta caretta (loggerhead turtle)
Lineage: Eukaryota; Metazoa; Chordata; Testudines; Cheloniidae
Gene: MC1R
Product: melanocortin 1 receptor
Biological process (GO): G protein-coupled receptor signaling pathway
Cellular component (GO): membrane
Molecular function (GO): melanocyte-stimulating hormone receptor activity
Source: RefSeq, a predicted model, not a curated record